AUGCGAGGCUCCCACCUUCUCCCCAAGCAAUUGCGCUCCCUGGGCAAAACCGACAGCUGGCUAAACCGCACUGUCACUUCCAACCUCCUUGCUAUCUCCAACCUCGCUUGCCAACACCCGAUUCACACCGUUGUCGCAAUCGCAUUGUUCGCCAGUACCUCUUACGUCGGUCUGCUGCAAGAAAGUUUGUUUGACAGCGGCAUUAAAUCGUUACAACAUAAUGGAAGAGUAGAUGUGGAGGCUUUGUUACAAGGAAGCAGAACAUUGGAACUAUCAGAGAGAACAGCAUGGAAGUGGCAAUUCCCAGACGAUUCCAGCGUCCCUUUGGCGCCUCUGGGCUUCAACCAUUACGCUUUGACAACCUUUGUAUUCCCAGACUCUUCCUCGUCUCAGCUGGCUCCUGAUGCCAAUGCUGUUCCGGUACCGGCAAAUGUCACGGCGACUGGUAUCCCGACCACUUCCCAUUUGCUCUCGCCUAUAUCGCAUGAUACUUCCCUGGCCUUUUAUACCUCAUUUUCAGAGCUUCCUGAUUUCUUGCGCGCUGUCCAGGAGCUCCCGACACAACAUGAGCGGUCCGAUGAUGAAGGCCGCCCGUCUUGGACCAUGAAAGGUGUUCGCCUAAAUGGAAACAGCUCACGUGGUGCCUACCGAACAUGGCUGAGUGAAGGCUGGACCUCUUUUGUCGACCUGCUAAAACAUGCCGAAACCUUGGACAUUAUCAUCAUGUCGCUCGGGUACUUGUCCAUGCACCUCACGUUUAUCUCCCUUUUCCUGUCCAUGAAACGUCUCGGUUCGAAUGCCUGGUUGGCUAUCUCAGUCUUGUUUUCGAGUCUGUUCGCGUUCCUCUUCGGGUUGGUGACUACAACCAAGCUCGGGGUCCCGAUCAAUAUGGUUUUGUUGUCAGAAGGCCUCCCUUUUUUGGUGGUCACAAUCGGGUUCGAAAAGUCCAUCAUUCUCACAAAGGCUGUUUUGUCUGCGUCUUAUGACAAGAAUCGGCGAGGCCCUGAGACCGGAGCGGCGAACGGCAGCGCCAGUGGCCCAGUGGCUACGACAAUUGGCCCGAAUUCCAUCCAAGAUGCUAUCCAGAUCGCAGUCAGGGAUACUGGGUUUGAGAUUGUCCGGGACUACGCCAUUGAGAUUGCAAUUCUCAUUCUGGGUGCUGCUUCGGGCAUCCAAGGUGGGCUCAGGCAAUUCUGCUUCUUGGCUGCUUGGAUCUUGGUGUUUGACUGCCUUCUACUUUUUACCUUCUAUACGACAAUCCUGUGCAUCAAGCUGGAGAUCAAUCGUAUCAAACGACACGUUGCCCUGCGCAAAGCGCUCGAGGAAGACGGAAUAAACCAACGGGUCGCUGAAGACGUUGCGACAAGCAAUGAUUGGCCUAGCGGCCAGACAAGUCAAGCAGGUGCCUUCAACAUCUUCGGGCAGAAGAUCAAGGCCAGCAGUGUGCCCAAGUUCAAGAUUUGGAUGGUGACUGGCUUCGUCAUCAUCAACGUGAUCAACCUGUGCACAAUACCUUUCCGGACUGCGCGAAGCAUCAAAGCGCCUGGGCCUGCUAUUCCCAGUGUUUUGACCCCAGCACCUAUCGACCCUUUUAAAGUGGCCGAAAACGGCUUGGACGCGAUCUAUGUCGCUGCAAAGAGUCAGAAACUCGAUACCUAUGUUACCGUUCUACCACCAAUCAAAUACGAGCUCGGUUACCCUUCAACUGCUCGCUCCGACUCGCCAGAUGAUCUUGGAUUCUUUGAGUCCGAUUAUACGGAUCAGUUCCUCAACGUGGUCGGCGGGAGAGUGAUAGAGAGUUUGCUCAGCAGCCUCGAGGAUCCCGUGCUUAGCAAAUGGGUUUUGAUCGCGCUCACGCUCAGUUUGAUCCUGAACGGUUAUUUGUUCAAUGCUGCCCGUUGGAGCCUCAAAGAAUCACAAUCCGCAACGAGUUCGCCCGCCGCAUCUAAGCCCCCACAAUUGGAGUUGCCCUCGACACCGAAACCCCGAAAAGUCAGCCUUGACGUCUCGCAGAACUCAGACAGGUCACGAGCAGAAUGCGAGCAGAUGCUGAAGGACAAAAAGGCCGCGUUCCUCACAGACGAGGAAUUAAUUGAUUUGUCACUCCGAGGAAAGAUUCCAGGCUAUGCCAUCGAGAAGACGCUGGAAAACACCGAGGUCAUGACCCGAGGGGAAGCAUUCAUUCGGGCUGUCAAGGUCCGUAGAGCAGUUGUAUCGAGGACACCCACGACCAAGAAUUUUGCCUCUGUACUGGAAGCUUCAAAGGCUCCGUACCGAGACUACAACUACGAGCUCGUCCAUGGGGCAUGUUGUGAGAAUGUCAUUGGUUACUUGCCUGUUCCUCUGGGGGUUGCCGGCCCGUUGAUCAUUGAUGGUGAGAGCUACUUCUUGCCCAUGGCCACUACCGAAGGCGUGCUUAUAGCAAGCACUAGUCGAGGGUGUAAAGCCAUCAAUGCUGGUGGUGGAGCCGUCACCGUUGGUACUGGCGAUGGGAUGACCCGAGGUCCAUGUGUUGGCUUUCCCACUUUGGCUAGAGCGGGUGAAGCGAAAGUGUGGCUUGACUCGGAAGAAGGGCAGCGAAGGAUGCGCGAGGCUUUCAAUUCUACAAGCCGAUUUGCUCGGUUACAGUCGAUGAAGACGGCUUUGGCCGGGACCUAUCUCUACAUCAGAUUCAAGACGACCACUGGUGAUGCAAUGGGCAUGAACAUGAUCUCUAAAGGAGUUGAGAAGGCCCUUUCGGUCAUGGCCACAGAGUGCGGGUUUGAUGACAUGGCGACGAUAACCGUGUCUGGGAAUUUCUGCACCGACAAGAAGCCCGCGGCGAUAAACUGGAUUGACGGAAGAGGUAAAGCCGUGGUUGCAGAAGCCAUCAUCCCAGGAGAUGUGGUACGCAGUGUUCUCAAGAGCGAUGUGGAUGCGCUUGUAGAGCUCAACGUGGCCAAAAACCUCAUCGGCAGUGCGAUGGCGGGCAGUAUCGGCGGCUUCAAUGCCCACGCCUCCAACAUUGUCACGGCCAUGUUCUUGGCCACAGGUCAAGAUCCGGCUCAAAAUGUUGAGAGUUCUAACUGUAUUACCAUCAUGAAGAACAACAAUGGCAACCUCCAAAUCAGUGUGUCGAUGCCCUCGAUUGAAGUGGGCACCAUUGGCGGAGGGACCAUUCUCGAGGCACAAUCUACCAUGCUUGAAAUGCUUGGAGUGCGAGGUGCUCAUCCGACAAACCCAGGGGACAACGCUCGAAAAUUAGCCAGAAUCAUUGCAGCUGGAGUUCUCGCGGGAGAGCUCAGUCUCUGCAGCGCCCUCGCGGCCGGCCAUCUGGUCAGGGCACACAUGGCACACAACCGCAGCACGGCACCCACGCGGGCAACCACGCCAGUGUCGGCAGCUGUAGAGCCUUUUCUGCGAGCUCAAAACGGACCAAGUAUACCUUCCUCUCUGAAAAUGACGAAUGGAAGAUGA
Molecule: messenger RNA, 3456 nt
Organism: Fonsecaea nubica
Lineage: Eukaryota; Fungi; Ascomycota; Eurotiomycetes; Chaetothyriales; Herpotrichiellaceae
Exons: 3
Coding region: 1-3456 (1151 amino acids)
Biological process (GO): isoprenoid biosynthetic process; ergosterol biosynthetic process; coenzyme A metabolic process
Cellular component (GO): peroxisomal membrane; endoplasmic reticulum membrane
Molecular function (GO): hydroxymethylglutaryl-CoA reductase (NADPH) activity; protein binding
Source: RefSeq, a predicted model, not a curated record